Salvelinus namaycush (lake trout) is the source of this 1200-nucleotide messenger RNA. RefSeq names its product putative protein TPRXL. Lineage: Eukaryota; Metazoa; Chordata; Actinopteri; Salmoniformes; Salmonidae. The record is from RefSeq and is a predicted model, not a curated record. Bases 1 to 1200 code for a protein of 399 amino acids. The transcript has a single exon.
AUGGUGACUGGUAUCUCUGUCCUGUCCUCCUCUCCCAGCUGUAUGAAGACUGGUAUCUCUGUCUUGUCCUCCUCUAUCUCUCCCAGCUGUAUGAAGACUGGUAUCUCUGUCCUGUUCUCCUCCAUCUCUCCCAGCUGUAUGAAGACUGGUAUCUCUGUCCUGUCCUCCUCCAUCUCUCCCAGCUGUAUGAAGACUGGUAUCUCUGUCCUGUUCUCCUCCAUCUCUCCCAGCUGUAUGAAGACUGGUAUCUCUGUCCUGUCCUCCUCUACCUUUCCCAGCUGUAUGAAGACUGGUAUCUCUGUCUUGUCCUCCUCUACCUCUCCCAGCUAUAUGAAGACUGGUAUCUCUGUCCUGUCCUCCUCCAUCUCUCCCAGCUGUAUGAAGACUGGUAUCUAUGUCUUGUCCUCCUCUACCUCUCCCAGCUGUAUGAAGACUGGUAUCUCUGUCCUGUCCUCCUCUACCUCUCCCAGCUGUAUGAAGACUGGUAUCUCUGUCCUGUUCUCCUCUACCUCUCCCAGCUGUAUGAAGACUGGUAUCUCUGUCCUGUCCACCUCUACCUCUCCCAGCUGUAUGAAGACUGGUAUCUCUGUCUUGUCCUCCUCUACCUCUCCCAGCUGUAUGAAGACUGGUAUCUCUGUCCUGUCCUCCUCUACCUCUCCCAGCUGUAUGAAGACUGGUAUCUCUGUCCUGUUCUCCUCUACCUCUCCCAGCUGUAUGAAGACUGGUAUCUCUGUCCUGUCCUCCUCUACCUCUCCCAGCUGUAUGAAGACUGGUAUCUCUGUCCUGUCCUCCUCUACCUCUCCCAGCUGUAUGAAGACUGGUAUCUCUGUCCUGUCCUCCUCUACCUCUCCCAGCUGUAUGAAGACUGGUAUCUCUGUCCUGUUCUCCUCUACCUCUCCCAGCUGUAUGAAGACUGGUAUCUCUGUCCUGUCCUCCUCUACCUCUCCCAGCUGUAUGAAGACUGGUAUCUCUGUCCUGUUCUCCUCUAUCUCUCCCAGCUGUAUGAAGACUGGUAUCUCUGUCCUGUCCUCCUCUAUCUCUCCCAGCUGUAUGAAGACUGGUAUCUCUGUCCUGUCCUCUAUCUCUCCCAGCUGUAUGAAGACUGGUAUCUCUGUCCUGUCCUCUACCUCUCCCAGCUAUAUGAAGACUGGUAUCUCUGUCUUGUCCUCCUCUAUCUCUCCCAGCAUACCCUUUACUUAG